CAAGGAAUAAAGAGAAAUAACGAAAAUUGAAAGAAAAAAAAAAAACAAAGGACGAGAGAAUUCGUGGAAAAGCCACCGGCAACGAGAUCUAGCACUGACCCAUAGUGCGGUGUGGAGAAGGAGAAGGACGAAAGAAGCAAGGAGCUUCAUAAAACCCUAGAGAUCUUUCGUUCUUCAUUUUAGAAAAACGAGACGUUGAAGAAAGAGCAACGCCUUCGAAGAUGAACAUUUUCAGAUUAGCAGGUGACAUGACUCACCUGGCCAGUGUUCUGGUCUUGCUUCUCAAGAUCCACACCAUCAAAUCCUGCGCCGGUGUUUCUUUGAAGACUCAAGAACUCUAUGCCAUUGUCUUUGCUACUCGUUAUCUGGAUAUUUUCACGAGCUUCGUCUCUGUCUACAACACCUUCAUGAAGUUGGUGUUCUUGGCAAGUUCCUUUUCGAUUGUUUGGUACAUGAGAUAUCACAAGGCCGUCCACAGGACUUACGACAGAGAGCAAGAUACGUUUCGCCAUUGGUUCCUUGUGCUUCCAUGCUUACUCUUGGCUCUUAUCAUACACGAAAAAUUUACCUUUCUUGAGGUUCUAUGGACGUUUUCAUUGUACUUGGAGGCUGUUGCCAUAUUACCUCAGCUUGUCUUGCUGCAGAGGACUAGAAAUAUCGACAACUUGACCGGGCAAUACAUAUUUCUCCUUGGAGGCUACCGUGGAUUGUACAUCCUCAACUGGAUCUACCGUUACUUCACUGAACCGCACUUUGUUCAUUGGAUAACAUGGAUCGCUGGGCUUGUUCAAACAUUACUCUAUGCUGACUUCUUCUACUAUUAUUUCCUGAGCUGGAAGAACAACAAAAAGCUUCAGUUGCCAGCUUAAUUUUCUAAAUUUUCGGUUCUCGGAAAACCCCUACGGAUUCAGUUUGGUGGUGGACGGAAUAUUCCUCCGGGAUGUUUACCAGUUUUUACUCCGUCGGUGGUUAAUAUAGGAGACGAGCAUUAGAUUUGUAAACUCCAGCGAUCUAACUUAUUACAUGUUUUUUCGGACUGUCAUGUUUCAGCUUUUUGCUCGAGUUAGAGUUACUAAAAUAUUUAAGAGGACUGUGAAAUAUCUCUAUCACAACGAGAAGAUGUGAGCUAAAAUCGGAAAUAAAGAACAAAUUUAGUUUAGAUUUUCGAAAUUAUAGUCUAAUAUUUUGU
Messenger RNA from Thlaspi arvense, 1189 nucleotides. The record is from the annotation of a GenBank genome assembly. Lineage: Eukaryota; Viridiplantae; Streptophyta; Magnoliopsida; Brassicales; Brassicaceae.